Odobenus rosmarus divergens (Pacific walrus) is the source of this 3986-nucleotide messenger RNA. It is a transcript of the gene JAG1, whose product is annotated as jagged 1. Gene Ontology annotation, molecular function: calcium ion binding; Notch binding. The coding region runs from base 86 to 3742 and encodes 1218 amino acids. The record is from RefSeq and is a predicted model, not a curated record. Gene Ontology annotation, cellular component: membrane. NCBI's taxonomy places the organism in Eukaryota, Metazoa, Chordata, Mammalia, Carnivora, Odobenidae. The transcript has 27 exons. Gene Ontology annotation, biological process: Notch signaling pathway; multicellular organism development; cell communication.
GGCGACGGCAGCACCGGCCGGAGCACCAGCGCGAGCAGCAGCGGCGGCGGCGGCGUCCCGAGUGCCCGCGGCGCGCGGCGCAGCUAUGCGGUCCCCACGGACGCGCGGCCGGCCCGGGCGCCCCCUGAGCCUCCUGCUUGCGCUGCUCUGCGCCCUGAGAGCCAAGGUGUGCGGGGCCUCCGGCCAGUUCGAGUUGGAGAUCCUGUCUAUGCAGAACGUGAACGGGGAGCUGCAGAACGGGAACUGCUGCGGCGGCGUCCGGAACCCGGGGGACCGCAAGUGCUCCCACGACGAGUGUGACACGUACUUCAAAGUGUGCCUCAAGGAGUACCAGUCCCGCGUCACGGCCGGGGGGCCCUGCAGCUUCGGCUCGGGAUCCACUCCUGUCAUCGGGGGCAACACCUUCAAUCUCAAGGCCAGUCGUGGCAACGAACGCAACCGCAUCGUGCUGCCUUUCAGUUUCGCCUGGCCGAGGUCCUACACUUUGCUUGUGGAGGCGUGGGAUUCCAGUAACGACACUCUCCAGCCUGACAGCAUUAUUGAGAAGGCUUCCCACUCGGGCAUGAUAAACCCCAGCAGGCAGUGGCAAACGCUGAAGCAGAACACAGGGGUUGCCCACUUUGAGUAUCAGAUCCGUGUCACCUGUGAUGACUAUUACUACGGCUUUGGCUGCAAUAAGUUCUGCCGACCCCGAGAUGACUUCUUUGGACACUAUGCCUGCGACCUGAAUGGCAACAAAACGUGCAUGGAGGGCUGGAUGGGCCCGGAGUGUAACAGAGCUAUUUGCCGACAGGGCUGUAGUCCCAAGCAUGGGUCUUGCAAACUCCCAGGUGACUGCAGGUGCCAGUAUGGCUGGCAAGGCCUGUACUGUGACAAGUGCAUCCCGCACCCUGGGUGUGUCCAUGGCACCUGUAACGAGCCCUGGCAGUGCCUCUGUGAGACCAACUGGGGCGGCCAGCUCUGCGACAAAGAUCUCAACUACUGUGGGACCCGCCAGCCCUGUCUCAACGGGGGAACCUGCAGCAACACGGGUCCCGACAAGUAUCAGUGUUCCUGCCCUGAGGGCUACUCAGGAUCCAACUGUGAAAUCGCGGAGCACGCCUGCCUGUCUGACCCCUGCCACAACAGAGGCAGCUGCAGGGAGACCUCCCUGGGAUUUGAGUGUGAGUGUUCUCCUGGCUGGACAGGCCCUACGUGUUCCACAAACAUUGAUGACUGUUCUCCAAAUAACUGUUCCCACGGGGGCACCUGCCAGGACUUGGUAAAUGGAUUCAAGUGCGUGUGCCCACCCCAGUGGACUGGCAAAACGUGCCAGUUAGAUGCAAAUGAAUGUGAGGCCAAACCUUGUGUAAAUGCCAAAUCCUGUAAGAAUCUGAUUGCGAGCUACUACUGUGAUUGCCUCCCGGGCUGGACGGGUCAGAAUUGUGACAUAAAUAUUAAUGACUGCCUUGGCCAGUGUCAGAAUGACGCCUCCUGUCGGGACUUGGUUAACGGUUAUCGCUGUAUCUGUCCACCUGGCUAUGCAGGCGAUCACUGUGAGAGGGACAUCGAUGAAUGCGCCAGCAACCCCUGUUUGAAUGGGGGUCACUGUCAGAAUGAAAUCAACAGAUUCCAGUGUCUGUGUCCCACUGGUUUCUCUGGAAACCUCUGUCAGCUGGACAUAGAUUACUGCGAGCCCAAUCCCUGCCAGAAUGGCGCCCAGUGCUACAACCGUGCCAGUGACUAUUUCUGCAAGUGUCCCGAGGACUACGAGGGCAAGAACUGCUCCCACCUUAAAGACCACUGCCGCACGACCCCCUGUGAAGUGAUUGACAGCUGCACAGUGGCCAUGGCUUCCAACGACACGCCCGAGGGGGUGCGGUAUAUUUCCUCGAACGUCUGUGGUCCCCACGGGAAGUGCAAGAGUCAGUCGGGAGGCAAAUUCACCUGUGACUGUAACAAAGGCUUCACUGGAACGUACUGCCAUGAAAAUAUUAACGACUGUGAGAGCAACCCCUGUAAAAAUGGCGGCACCUGCAUCGAUGGGGUCAACUCCUACAAGUGCAUCUGUAGUGACGGCUGGGAGGGGGCCUACUGCGAAACCAAUAUUAAUGACUGCAGCCAGAAUCCUUGCCACAACGGGGGCUCGUGUCGUGACCUUGUCAAUGACUUUUACUGUGACUGUAAAAACGGGUGGAAAGGAAAGACCUGCCACUCACGUGACAGCCAGUGUGACGAAGCCACAUGCAACAACGGUGGCACCUGCUCUGAUGAAGGGGACGCUUUCAAGUGCAUGUGUCCUGGAGGCUGGGAAGGGACGACCUGCAACAUAGCCCGAAACAGUAGCUGCCUGCCCAACCCUUGCCAUAACGGGGCCACCUGUGUGGUCAACGGGGACUCCUUCACGUGUGUCUGCAAAGAAGGCUGGGAAGGGCCCAUCUGUACUCAGAAUACCAAUGACUGCAGUCCUCAUCCCUGUUACAACAGUGGCACGUGCGUGGAUGGGGACAACUGGUACCGGUGUGAGUGUGCCCCCGGCUUUGCUGGACCUGAUUGCAGAAUAAACAUCAAUGAAUGCCAGUCCUCCCCAUGUGCCUUUGGGGCAACCUGUGUGGAUGAGAUUAAUGGCUACCGGUGCGUCUGUCCCCCAGGGCACAGCGGUGCCAAGUGCCAGGAAGUUUCAGGGAGACCUUGUAUCACUAUGGGGAGUGUGAUACCGGACGGGGCCAAGUGGGACGAUGACUGCAACACCUGCCGGUGCUUCAAUGGAAGGAUCGCCUGCUCCAAGGUAUGGUGUGGCCCUCGACCUUGCCUGCUCCACAAAGGGCACAGCGAGUGCCCCAGCGGGCAGAGCUGCAUCCCGAUCCUGGAUGCCCAGUGCUUCGUCCGCCCCUGCACGGGUGUGGGCGAGUGUCGGUCUUCCAGUCUCCAGCCCGUGAAGACCAAGUGUACCUCUGACCCCUACUACCAGGAGAAUUGUGCCAACAUCACGUUCACCUUCAACAAGGAGAUGAUGUCACCGGGUCUCACCACGGAGCAUAUUUGCAGUGAAUUGAGGAAUUUGAAUAUUUUAAAGAAUGUUUCUGCUGAAUAUUCAAUCUACAUAGCUUGUGAGCCUUCCCCUUCUGCGAACAAUGAAAUACACGUGGCCAUUUCUGCUGAAGACAUACGGGAUGAUGGAAACCCUAUCAAGGAGAUCACUGACAAAAUCAUAGAUCUCGUUAGUAAACGUGAUGGGAAUAGCUCGCUUAUCGCUGCCGUGGCCGAAGUGCGAGUGCAAAGGCGGCCUCUGAAGAACAGAACGGAUUUCCUGGUUCCUCUGCUGAGCUCCGUCUUAACUGUGGCUUGGAUCUGUUGCCUGGUGACGGCCUUCUACUGGUGUGUGCGGAAGCGGCGGAAGCCCAGCAGCCACGCUCACUCGGCCUCCGAGGACAACACCACCAACAACGUGCGGGAGCAGCUGAACCAGAUCAAAAACCCCAUCGAGAAGCACGGGGCCAACACGGUCCCCAUCAAGGAUUAUGAGAACAAAAACUCCAAAAUGUCAAAAAUCAGGACACACAACUCUGAGGUAGAGGAGGACGACAUGGACAAGCACCAGCAGAAAGCCCGGUUUGCCAAACAGCCGGCGUACACGCUGGUAGACCGAGAGGAGAAGCCCCCCAACGGCACGCCAGCCAAACACCCAAACUGGACAAACAAACAGGACAACAGAGACCUGGAAAGUGCCCAGAGCUUAAACCGGAUGGAGUACAUCGUAUAGCAGACAGCGGGCGCUGCCGCCGCUAGUGUGGCCUCUUCUGAGCUUAUGUAGUUUUGCUUGGCUCUGUCUUGCUCUUUGCCACCCCGCCGAGUCUGUUCUGGUAAGCGGGGUGUGCUAUUAAAUAGGCCUCGCCUGACAGGGGCACGGAGGAAAACCUGAAAGCCUUUUCAGCCACCAAAUUCAGCUGAAGUUCUCAAAAAACCAUGGGCUGCUGUGAAGCCAGAGCUGUGAGAGCACCCCAUCU